Messenger RNA from Polypterus senegalus (gray bichir), 5376 nucleotides. RefSeq names its product Ca2+-dependent activator protein for secretion a (gene cadpsa). NCBI's taxonomy places the organism in Eukaryota, Metazoa, Chordata, Cladistia, Polypteriformes, Polypteridae. Gene Ontology annotation, cellular component: glutamatergic synapse. The record is from RefSeq and is a predicted model, not a curated record. Gene Ontology annotation, biological process: dense core granule exocytosis; positive regulation of exocytosis; synaptic vesicle exocytosis. The transcript is spliced from 32 exons. The coding region runs from base 334 to 4350 and encodes 1338 amino acids.
AGAGAGAGAGAGCGAGCUCUGCUGAUGUGCAGACAGCUACACCGGGUACUUUGACACUGAGCGUCCUGUGAAUUCGCAUCCUUUCUGUAUUUCCAAAGGAAACAGCCAUCUGGAAGGCUUUGCCUGUCCAUUCAUUUCCUUUUUUAUGUGAACAUUUCUACCGAUUUCCUUUCCCUCCAUCUUUCGAAGAAACGCUCUCACAAUUGCUUUGUAAUCCGUCGAUUCUCGUCUCGUCUGCAGUUGCACACCAAACAGGAGCACCGGCUUUCUUUGUGAUCUCCUAUCCAUUUUGUCGGAAAUAAUCCGCUAGCCUAACCACUCCAGAGAAACAAAAUGUUGGACCCUUCGUCCAGUGAAGAGGAAUCAGAUGAGACCGUGGAAGUAGAAAGCAAAGAAGUGAUGGCCCCUCAGGCCGGAGCUCGCCUGUCCCCGAGCCGGACUAGCGAGAGCUCCGGCGGGUUGCAGCCCAGCAGUCGGAGCAGCAGCGUCCGGCCGUCGAGCCCCAGCCCCUCAGUGGUGAGUGAAAAAGAAAAAGAAGAAAUGGAGAAAUUGCAAAAGGAAGAAGAAGAGCGAAAGAAGAAAUUACAAUUGUAUGUCUUUGUGAUGAGAUGUAUUGCCUACCCUUUUAAUGCUAAGCAGCCGACAGACAUGGCGAGGAGGCAGCAAAAGAUAAGCAAGCAACAACUGCAGACUGUUAAAGAUCGAUUUCAAGCCUUUCUCAAUGGAGAAACCCAGAUUGUAGCAGAUGAAGCCUUUAUCAAUGCUGUACAAAGUUAUUACGAGGUAUUUCUGAAAAGUGACCGGGUUUCCCGGAUGGUGCAAAGUGGAGGCUGCUCUGCCAAUGACUCGAGGGAAGUGUUCAAAAAGCACAUCGAGAAGAGGGUGCGCAGCUUACCGGAAAUUGAUGGGCUCAGCAAGGAGACAGUGCUCAGUUCAUGGAUGGCCAAAUUCGAUGCAAUUUACAGGGGUGAGGAAGACCCUCGGAAACAGCAGACCCGAAUGACAGCAAGUGCCGCCUCAGAACUCAUCCUUAGCAAGGAGCAGCUCUACGAGAUGUUCCAGCAGAUUCUAGGAAUUAAAAAGUUUGAACACCAGCUUCUAUAUAACGCCUGCCAACUGGAUAAUCCUGAUGAACAAGCGGCCCAAAUUAGAAGAGAACUAGAUGGACGUCUCCAGAUGGCUGACCAGAUCGCAAGAGAGCGCAAGUUUCCCAAGUUUGUGUCAAAGGAAAUGGAGAACAUGUACAUCGAGGAGCUAAAGUCCUCUGUGAAUUUACUCAUGGCAAACCUGGAAAGCAUGCCUGUGUCCAAAGGUGGUUCCGAGUUUAAGUUACAGAAAUUGAAACGCAGCCACAACACAUCCAUCAUCGAUAUGGGGGAGGAGAACGAAAACCAGCUCUCUAAAUCAGAUGUGGUGCUGUCCUUCUCACUCGAGGUAGUCAUUAUGGAAGUUCAAGGUUUAAAAUCUCUGGCUCCCAAUCGGAUUGUUUACUGCACCAUGGAAGUCGAAGGAGGGGAAAAACUGCAAACCGACCAGGCAGAGGCUUCCAAGCCCAUGUGGGGGACUCAAGGUGAUUUUACUACGACACAUCCACUUCCUGCUGUGAAAGUGAAACUGUUUACAGAGAGCACUGGUGUUCUGGCAUUGGAAGACAAAGAGCUUGGGAGAGUUGUCUUACAUCCAACACCAAACAGUCCAAAACAAGCAGAAUUACACAAAAUGACAGUUUACAAAAAUUGCCCAGAUCAAGACCUCAAAAUCAAGCUUGCCAUUCGAAUGGACAAACCCCAGAAUAUGAAGCACUCCGGAUACCUAUGGGCAAUUGGUAAAAAUGUGUGGAAGAGAUGGAAGAAGAGAUUUUUUGUUCUUGUUCAGGUCAGCCAGUAUACAUUUGCUAUGUGCAGUUACAGAGAAAAGAAAGCAGAGCCACAGGAACUGCUGCAGCUUGACGGGUAUACAGUGGAUUACACAGAUCCGCAGCCAGGUUUGGAUGGUGGCAGAGCCUUCUUUAAUGCUGUCAAAGAGGGUGACACGGUGAUUUUUGCUAGUGAUGACGAGCAAGACCGCAUUCUUUGGGUCCAAGCAAUGUACCGUGCCACAGGCCAGUCCCAUAAACCUGUACCACCUACCCAGGUCCAAAAACUGAAUGCUAAAGGAGGAAAUGUUCCUCAGCUAGAUGCACCCAUUUCACAGUUUUCUGGACUCAAGGAUGCAGACAGAGCUCAAAAGCAUGGAAUGGAUGAAUUUAUCUCAGCUAACCCUUGUAACUUUGACCACGCAUCGCUUUUCGAGAUGCUACAGACUCUUACCUUGGACCACAGGCUUAACGACUCCUACUCUUGUCUGGGGUGGUUCAGUCCAGGACAGGUUUUUGUCCUUGAUGAAUAUUGUGCUCGCAAUGGAGUCCGAGGUUGUCAUAGACAUCUCUGCUACCUGAAUGAUUUAUUGCAACGGGCAGAAAAUGGUGCAAUGAUAGACCCCACUUUACUUCAUUAUAGCUUUGCAUUUUGUGCAUCUCACGUGCAUGGAAACAGGCCUGAUGGAAUAGGAACAGUAACAGUAGAAGAGAAAGAACGAUUUGAGGAGAUCAAAGAACGGUUACGGUUACUUCUUGAGAACCAAAUCACACAUUUCAGGUACUGCUUCCCAUUUGGUCGACCAGAGGGAGCAUUAAAAGCCACAUUAUCAUUACUAGAAAGGGUUUUAAUGAAGGAUAUAGUAACACCUGUACCACAAGAAGAAGUGAAGGCUGUAAUUCGUAAAUGCCUGGAGCAGGCAGCACUGGUCAAUUACACUCGACUUUCUGAGUAUGCCAAAGUUGAAGGGAAAAAGAGAGAAAUGUAUGAACAUCCUGUCUUCUGCUUGGCCUCUCAAGUGAUGGAUUUAACCAUUCAAAAUCAAAAGGAUCCAGAAAAUGUAGGCCGCUUAGUCACGCCUGCCAAAAAAUUAGAAGAUACCAUUCGACUUGCUGAGCUGGUCAUAGAAGUCUUGCAGCAAAAUGAAGAGCACCAUGCAGAGGGAAAAGAGGCAUUUGCCUGGUGGUCGGACUUGAUGGUAGAACAUGCUGAGACCUUCCUGGCUUUGUUUGCGGUGGACAUGGAUGCAGCUUUAGAAGUUCAACCUCCUGACACGUGGGACAGCUUUCCACUCUUCCAACUGUUAAAUGAUUCCCUUAGAAGCGAUUAUAAUUUGUGCAAUGGAAAGUUCCACAAACAUCUUCAAGAUCUCUUUGCUCCACUUGUGGUUAGAUAUGUCGACCUGAUGGAGUCUUCAAUUGCGCAAUCAAUUCAUAGGGGCUUUGAGCGGGAAUCGUGGGAGCCUGUAAAGAGUUUAACAAGUAAUCUGCCCAAUGUGAAUCUACCAAAUGUGAAUCUCCCUAAAGUUCCAAAUCUACCAGUUAACCUCCCACAAAUGCCUAGCUUUUCUACUCCGUCAUGGAUGGCAGCUAUUUAUGACUCUGACAAUGGAUCAGGUACUUCAGAAGACCUCUUCUGGAAGCUGGAUGCCUUACAGACAUUUAUCCGGGAUCUUCACUGGCCAGAAGAAGAGUUCGGGAAGCACCUAGAGCAGCGGUUGAAACUUAUGUCUAGUGAUAUGAUAGAGUCAUGUGUUAAAAGAACAAGAAUUGCAUUUGAAGCAAAGCUUCAGAAAACUAGCCGAUCAACAGAUUUCCGUGUUCCACAAUCAAUAUGCACAAUGUUUAAUGUGAUGGUGGAUGCCAAGGCUCAGUCUGCAAAGCUAUGCAGUAUGGAAAUGGGUCAAGAGAGACAAUAUCAUUCUCAGAUAGAUAAUCUCAUUGAAGAAACGGUAAAAGAAAUGAUAACCCUUUUGGUAGCAAAGUUUGCUACUAUUCUGGAAGGAGUCCUUGCAAAGUUGUCAAGAUACGACGAAGGAACACUGUUUUCUUCAUUCCUAUCUUUUACAGUGAAAGCUGCCUCAAAAUAUGUGGAUGUACCUAAACCUGGGAUGGAUGUUGCUGAUGCCUAUGUGACCUUCGUCCGCCAUUCUCAGGAUAUUCUCCGUGAUAAGGUCAAUGAGGAGAUUUAUAUAGAAAGAUUAUUUGAUCAAUGGUAUACCAGCUCAAUGAAUCUUAUUGGCACAUGGCUGACAGACCGAAUGGACCUGCAACUUCACAUUUAUCAACUGAAAAUUCUUAUCAGGAUUGUAAAGAAAAAAUACAGGGAUUUCCGGCUACAGGGAGUUCUCGACUCGACCUUAAACAGCAAGAUGUAUGACACCGUUCGUAACAGACUGACACUGGAGGAGGCCACGGCCUCUGUGAGCGAAGGAGGUGGCCUCCAAGGAAUAACAAUGAAGGACAGUGACGAAGAAGACGAGGAGGACGACUAGAUCACAAGUCCUGACGCCCCACCUUUGACUUAGUAUGGUUACCAAUGCAUGUACCAACUCUGUUGUUCAGUUAGCCACUUUAGCAAAUUUCUGUCAGCUCUAAAAAUGCCCAUGAUGGUAAUGUAAGAAGAAAAAAAAACAAGAAAAAUGACAUUUUAGCUGUGUGAUGACAAAGUUAGCACCAAACUCUGACUCAUUGAUUUCGAACUUCAUUUCUGUAUGUUUCCAAGCAAUAUGGAGUACCAUUUGUUUGACGAUGUUCAGUGAGAUAUUAGGAAUACUGCUAGGUGUGUCCCUGUUAAAUGCAAACCUAUAUGGAGCUUCAAACACAUUCUGUACAUAUUUUGAUGGAUCUUUGUUGUGAAGACGAGUGACUAGGCUCUUAUUUGUUACAUUCAUUUCUUACGUGGAUGCCAUUCAACAAAAAUACUAAGAAGGCCCUUUGACAAUAAAAGAGAACACAUUUUCAGUUUUUAUUUUUUUUAAUAGCUUGUUCAUUUUUAGAUUGAGUAUUCCGGUUGGCCUGACUCCGUUUUUUUCACCCAGACCACCAAAAGCCAAGACUUUUCUUUAAAUGGGUUGGUAUUUUAGAAACGAAAUGUCCUUGUUGCUUCAUUCUGUCCGAGACGAGUGGAGCUGCUUUCCUUUUUACACGACGCUUUUCAGUCACCCCGAGUUAAGAUCACCGUAACAAGAAACAGAAGAAGAAGAAAUAAUAAAAAAAGACUCCUUCCUCAAUGUCGUUUUAACCAUUCCAGGAAAAAAAAACCCAAUGUGUUUAUAAUCUUUGUGUUCCAAUUGCAUAAAAUGUCAGGUAUUCUUUUUGUUUCCCUGUUGUUUUGUAUAUAUGACGCUGUACAUUGCAUUUGGAGCAUUAGCUGCAUGUCCUUGGGCUUAGACCUUCUCCUGAAGCUUUGAUUUCUGUGUCAUGUAGCUGGUGAAUUCAUCUCGCUUUUGCCUUACAAAAGCCUACAGUUGUAAUAUGCAAGGACUGUGGCCUCUCAAUAAAAUAACUGUACAAAUAUA